AUGCAGUACUCACUGUUAAGCGCUCUCUUAUUGGCUUUGCUGAGCCUGUCGAGGGCUAGCUUCAAUGCAGGCUGUAGCAACCACAAGCCGAGGACCAUUGUUGUCGAUCAGUCGGGCCAUGGACAAUUCACCAAGGUGCAACAAGCCAUUGACUCCGUCCCGACGAUGAACAGCGUAUGGACUCGUAUCCUAGUCAAGUCCGGCAUUUAUAAAGAAAAGGUUAUUGUUCCUUCAGACAAGCCAUGCAUCGUCCUCGAAGGGAGCUCGGCAAGUAAAACCAUCAUCGAGUGGGGAGACGCCAUUGAAGUUGUUAAAAGCGCAACCUUCACGGUUUAUGCGGAAAAUUUCAAAGCCAAAGAUAUAAUGUUCAAGAAUACCUACAAUGAAAACACACGACCCGGAGAUAAAUAUCCGAUCAAGCAGGCCCCAGCAUUCCAAGUAACGUCGGACAAAGUCUCGUUCUAUCGAUGCAGAUUCAUCAGCGUACAAGACACGCUGUCUGACCUCCAAGGGCGUCACUAUUUCAGGUCCUGUUACAUCCAGGGCGCUAUCGAUUUCAUAUGGGGCUAUGGCCAAUCCGUCUAUCAGGGCUGCUUGAUAAACGCAACCACAGGCAUCCUAGGCAGAGCGGGCUACAUCACGGCUCAGGGCCGCGACAGAGCGACGGACUCCGGUGGGUACGUCUUCAAUCGGUGUAUAGUGGUGGGGACGGGGCCCGUCUACCUCGGGAGGGCGUACGGGCCGUACUCGAGGGUCGUGUUCUACAAGACAAGCCUCUCGAAUGUCGUGAUGCCGCAGGGGUGGAGCUCCUGGCAUUACCCCGGUCAAGAGUCGAAGAUAACCUACGUGGAGACGGGAUGCACGGGACCUGGGGCAGAUAUGUCCGGGCGAGUCAAGUGGGAGAAGACGCUGUCGAACGAGGAGCUGCAAUCGCUAGCCGAUGCCAACUCAUUCGUGAAUCAAGACGGCUGGCUGCAGAAGCAACCCUUUUAG
This is a messenger RNA of Eucalyptus grandis, 993 nucleotides long. Its product is annotated as probable pectinesterase 55. The record is from RefSeq and is a predicted model, not a curated record. The transcript has 5 exons. Gene Ontology annotation, molecular function: pectinesterase activity. NCBI's taxonomy places the organism in Eukaryota, Viridiplantae, Streptophyta, Magnoliopsida, Myrtales, Myrtaceae. Gene Ontology annotation, biological process: cell wall modification. Bases 1 to 993 code for a protein of 330 amino acids.